UCCUGCUCCAUCACUUGACUCCAGACUGGUUGAGCGAGUGAAGAAAUCAUGAAUCAUCACUCAGGAUUAUAACCCAAUAUAGACCAUACCAGACCGUGGUGGCUUAUCAUAUACAAUCUUCACACCUCUUCAAAGUCACACCAUUUGUGUCUAGUAUCUAGUGCAUAUAUAUACCGGUCUUUUUUUUAUUACAAUUGUGUGCACUUAUUAGUCCUUCAACAGUCCGUGGGAUCGCCCUGCUCACCGCGCCUAGCUGGUGUCCAACUGGACUACAAACUUCACUUGUGUGGAAAAGAUGGCUGACAACGGAGUGCACACCACCGAGGAGGACCCUGCCGCCGCUUUCCUGGCUCAGCAGGAGAACGAAAUCGCGGUGAUCGAGAAUGACGACGAUGGGUUCGGAGCCCUGGAAGGAACCGACGGCGAGCAGCCUCCCCAGGAGCCCCUCUACGACGGUUUUGGAGAGGAACCUGCCAUAGUCAACGGGGAUAUGUUCCCGGAGUCCAAUGGCCCAACUGACAGCUAUGCAGCCAUCGCUCAGGUCGAUCAGCUGAGGCAGGAGCCGGAAAGCCUACGCAAGUGGAGGGAGGAACAGAAGGACCGCCUCGAAGAGCUCGACUCAGCCUCCAAGACGGCUGAGGCGGAGUGGAAGGAGAAGGCCAAGAAGGAGCUGGAGGAGUGGCACGUGCACCAGAAUGAGCAGAUGGAGAAGAACAAGGCGAACAACAGGAUUGCCGACAAGGCUUUCUACAAACAGCCCAACGCUGAUGUUAUAGGCUUUGUAGCCUCAGAGGAGGCUCUGAUGGCGGAGAGUGACGGAGGAGACACCGGAGCCCUAGGGACCGAGUGGGAGCGGGUGGCCCGCCUCUGUGACUUCAACCCCAAGACCAACAAGCAGGCGAAGGACGUGUCUCGAAUGCGCUCGGUCCUCAUCUCCCUCAAACAGACGCCACUCGUUCGCUAGUGCACUUAUUUCAUCCAUUUAACAAUGCCUUUUUUUGAUUUUCGCUUUUUUUUAUUGAGUUAGCAUCACACAAAUGUAUAUCCUGCAUAACUUUUGAGGCGUUUUCCUGAUAUUUAUAACAUUUUGAAAAGCAGACCGGUAUGUUACAAAAUGGUUGAUGAAUGACACCUCGCUGGAAUGGGAGAGAAGAUAGAAGUCUGUUCAAUUUGGGUGGUCAUCCUUUAGCUUACCAUAGCUAUACUGAAGUAAAUAUUGUUACUGUAUAAAGUUCUCCUUUUACUUUGCCCUUGCAUUUAACAAAGUUACUAUGUUAAUUGACCGCAUGCUUUUGCCAAUUUUGAUGUGCCGUGGUUCUUUUUUUUAUAAAUUAGCAUUUUAGGUCAAUUAAUUUGUAUUGAGGUUAAGUCAACCAAACAGGAAAUAGAUUGUAACCAGUUCUGCCUGUUGGGAAAGAAAAACAUAACAUGCUGUUAUAAUUUGCUGUCUGGAUUCCCGAAUUACGUUUCAAAUCUCGAGAAAUGUAAACGAUCCAAGCAUGUGGCCUUUUUAAUUCUGACCUGCUACUGUUACCGUUUUUGUUUUGAGUCAAAAACAUGUUAAUAUUUGAUUAGAAAUGCAGCAAGGGUUUUCACAACAUGUACACAAUUUUCAACAACUUCAACAAUAAUUUGCAUUCUUAAAGGGGUUUUCAUUGGAUUCAACCAGCUUAAUUGAAAAUGUUUUGUCCAACACUAAGUUAAAAUGUAAUUUUAAGAGCAAUGUAAAUGUUUAUUUCAGUAGAAGAGCCUAUGUAGUCAUGUUGCCUAUAUGGCCAUUAUGAUUACUGAGGGGGAAAAACUAUUUUAAGCGAACUGGAAAGAAUAAAAAUGACGGAAUCACA
Gadus morhua (Atlantic cod) is the source of this 1844-nucleotide messenger RNA. It is a transcript of the gene cltb, whose product is annotated as clathrin, light chain B. Gene Ontology annotation, molecular function: structural molecule activity; clathrin heavy chain binding. Gene Ontology annotation, biological process: intracellular protein transport; clathrin-dependent endocytosis. Lineage: Eukaryota; Metazoa; Chordata; Actinopteri; Gadiformes; Gadidae. The transcript is spliced from 6 exons. Gene Ontology annotation, cellular component: synaptic vesicle membrane; postsynaptic endocytic zone cytoplasmic component; clathrin coat of trans-Golgi network vesicle. Bases 296 to 964 code for a protein of 222 amino acids. The record is from RefSeq and is a predicted model, not a curated record.